AUGGUGAGCCCUGACAAGAAUCAGAGUAGUGUGGUCGUGUUCAUUCUCUUAGGAUUCUCUGAUUACUCUGAGCUCCAGGUGCCCCUCUUUCUUCUGUUCCUCACCAUCUAUACAGUCACUGUGCUGGGGAAUGUGGGCAUGACUGUGGUUAUCAGGAUCAAUCCCAAACUCCACACCCCCAUGUAUUUUUUCCUUAAGCACUUGUCCUUUGUGGAUUUCUGUUACUCCACUAUAGUUAUACCAAAACUAUUAGAAAACUUAGUUGUACAAGACAGAAGCAUCUCUAUCAAAGGCUGCAUCACACAGUUUUCCUUUGGCGUCACCUGUGGAACAAUAGAGAUGGUCAUGUUGGCAGUGAUGGCCUAUGACUGCUUUGUUGCUAUAUGUAAUCCAUUGCUGUAUACAGUUUCCAUGUCCCCAAAAUGCUGUACCCUGCUAGUGGCUGUGGCAUAUUCUUGGGGUAUAAUUAGUUCUACUGUACUCACCUGUGAACUUCUGGUAUUGUCAUUUUGUGAGACCAAGAUCAUUGAUAACUUUGUAUGUGAAUAUUCUGUCUUCCUAUCUGCUGCCUGCUCUAAUAAACAAUUCACUGAGGUAAUCCUUUUUAUCUUUGCGAAUCUCAGUACAUUUGGUACCCUCAUCAUUAUCCUUACAUCCUAUCUUUUUAUUUUUGUCACAAUCUUCAAAAUGCAUUCAACCAGUGGGAGAUAUAAAGCUUUCUCCACUUGUGUCUCCCACUUGACAGCUCUUACCAUCUUCUAUGGCACCAUCCUCUUCCUCUAUUGUAUUCCCAAUUCCCAAAACUCAUGGCUUUUGGUCAAAGUGCGCUCCGUUUUUUGUGCUGUAGGGAUUCCUAUGCUAAAUCCCUUAAUAUACAGUCUAAGGAACAAUGAUGUGAAGGAAACUUUCAGGAAAAUAAUUUAUCUCAAAAUUAUUUCUCAUUAA
Messenger RNA from Trichosurus vulpecula (common brushtail), 945 nucleotides. RefSeq names its product olfactory receptor 5D13-like. Lineage: Eukaryota; Metazoa; Chordata; Mammalia; Diprotodontia; Phalangeridae. Gene Ontology annotation, biological process: G protein-coupled receptor signaling pathway; sensory perception of smell. Gene Ontology annotation, cellular component: membrane. The coding region runs from base 1 to 945 and encodes 314 amino acids. Gene Ontology annotation, molecular function: olfactory receptor activity; G protein-coupled receptor activity; odorant binding. The record is from RefSeq and is a predicted model, not a curated record. The transcript has a single exon.